AACGCUCAGGGAUCUGUUUUCUCGCUCUAUUUGUUUAAUUAUUAUUAUUGUUUUAUUUAAUAUUUACACGUUAAACGAAUCUGGCGUUCAAAAUAGCUACCUAAGAUGAGCUACAUGCAGAUUCAAGCAGGAUGGACUAGUUGUGUCGUUUCAUGAAUGUAUUAACAGCUGACAGGUAACUUUGAAGCAGUGAUCGGUCGUGUAAGUUAUAAAUGUAAGUUCAGUUAACGUCUGGAGGACAUUUCAACUUUGUUUUGUACAUUUAUUCCUCUGAUAUUAAGAGGGAAGCUCUGCUACAAGCAGAGACACCAGCAUGUCUUCUGCUCUGUCACUCUCUUGUUGGACUAAACUCCAGCUGAGACCACACAACAUAAGGACACUUCUUCAAAAGACCGUCUGUGUUUGUCCAAACCAAGACUCCAGACACAGCAGCUCUGGAAAGCACGAAAGGAGGGUUGUUAUCACUGGCAUAGGGCUGGUGUGUCCUCUGGGCACAGGGACUGCUCUGACCUGGGACCGCCUGAUCCAAGGCCACAGUGGGAUUGUUGCUCUCCACUCAGAAGAGUACAACACUGUUCCGUGUAAGGUGGCAGCACUGGUGCCCAGAGGAAAAGAUCAGUUUGAGGAGGAGAGGUUUGUCUCUCGUGGGGAGAUCAACAGCAUGUCAGCAGCCACUGUGAUGGCCCUGGGAGCUGCUCAGCUGGCUCUGGAGGACUCAGGUUGGCACCCAGACACCCCAGAGGAACAGCUCAAUACUGGGGUGGCUGUUGGCAUGGGCAUGGUGUCACUGGAUGAAAUCGCUCGCACCUCCGUCGCCUUCAAAGAAAAGGGCUACAAGAAAGUCAGCCCCUUUUUUGUGCCUCGCAUCCUCGUCAACAUGGCAGCUGGCCACAUAAGCAUCAGACACAAACUGAAGGGUCCCAACCAUGCAGUGUCCACAGCGUGCACCACAGGCGCACACGCCGUAGGUGAUGCUGCCAGGUUCAUUGCUCAUGGUGAUGCAGUUGCCAUGGUUACGGGGGGAACAGAAUCCUGUGUGGGGGCUCUGUCGAUGGCCGGCUUCGCCAGGGCCCGCGCCCUCGCCACCAAAUGGAAUGACAACCCCACGCAGGCGUCCAGACCCUUUCACCCAGAGAGAGAGGGCUUUGUGAUGGGCGAAGGAGCGGCGGUGCUCGUUCUGGAAGAGCUGGACCACGCGGUGAAAAGAGGGGCCAGGAUCUACGCAGAGAUCCUGGGUUAUGGACUCUCGGGGGAUGCCAGCCACAUCACAGCACCCACUGCAGAUGGAGAUGGAGCAUUCAGAUGCAUGUCCGCGGCCCUCAGAGAUGCUGGCGUCUCACUGGCAGACGUCACGUACGUGAACGCUCACGCCACAUCCACGCCUUUGGGCGACGCGGCGGAAAACGCCGCCAUCAAGAGGCUCUUCCAGCAAAGCGUGGAGAACCUGGCCGUCUCCUCCACCAAGGGGGCCACGGGACAUCUGCUCGGGGCCGCCGGGGCCCUGGAGGCGGCGUUCACCGCUCUGGCCUGCUACCACGGGGUCCUGCCCCCGACUCUGAACCUGGACCGCACCGAGCCGGAGUUCAACCUGAACUAUGUGCCCUGCACAGCGCAGCCAUGGCGCGCUCAGGGCCGACGGGUCGCCCUCACAAACUCUUUUGGAUUCGGCGGCACCAACGCCUCGCUGUGUCUCACCAGCAUCUGAUGACACCCUGACACUAAUACUGGACUUUUACAAGAAAUCAUCCAGUCUGUAUUCUUGAUGAUAUGAUAGAGUUUCACUGACUGAAUAUUUUCCAGUAGAUUUGAUUAGUACUACUGGUUGUUUGUGUGUGAAAAAAAUCUGAAAUUUUAAUAACAGGCUUUAAACUGCAAAGACUAAAACGCACACAUGUGAGUAAACUGUA
Molecule: messenger RNA, 1907 nt
Organism: Sebastes umbrosus (honeycomb rockfish)
Lineage: Eukaryota; Metazoa; Chordata; Actinopteri; Perciformes; Sebastidae
Gene: oxsm
Product: 3-oxoacyl-ACP synthase, mitochondrial
Exons: 2
Coding region: 314-1705 (463 amino acids)
Biological process (GO): fatty acid biosynthetic process
Molecular function (GO): 3-oxoacyl-[acyl-carrier-protein] synthase activity
Source: RefSeq, a predicted model, not a curated record